UCGAUUCGGUUCGGUUGCCACCUGUCCCGGAAGGCACUAUCUCCGCUACACGGCAUCGAUAUCACUGGGGACCUGCUGGUUCCUUGGAAAAGGAACUCCAACAAACGGCAAUUGAAUUAAUCGUACGAGUGCCGCCGCCGAUUAGAUUGUGCUGCAAACUAGACGAGUGACUAUUAUUCGGCAUUCGAUAAUAUGCGCGUUAUAUAGGCAACGGCAAACCCUCCAGUUGAGUCGAGUAACACAGUGAGCCCUCUGUCAGCUAUCUGACACAAUCUUAUCGCUUGCCAUCGCCGAUGAUUGGUUGAGACCCCAGACAAGACAAUAGCAUCUUCACCUUCCAAGAUAAGGAAUUCAAGAUGCCGGAAACGAAGCGCAGGGGCUCAAACCCCCCACCCGGUCACUACCUGUGCGGCAUGGCCAACUGGCAUCCACAGUGGCUGCAGAAAUAUGCCACCACCAAGAUGUUUAUGGCCGUCUAUGGGCUAUUGGGCACGAUCCAGGCCAUGUCCUACAUGUACUUUAUCGUCACACUCACCACGCUGGAGAAGCGCUUCAAGAUUCCCAGUCAGACCACGGGAAUCAUUCUCAGCGGCAAUGAAAUCUCGCAGAUCAUGCUUUCCCUCAUCCUCUCCUACAUCGGUGGCCAGCGCAAUCGUCCGCGCUGGAUAGCCUGGGGUAUUGUCUUUUGCGGCUUGUCCUGCUACAUUCUUGUCCUGCCGCACUUUAUCUACGGAGCUGGGCACGAAGUGCUGCAGUUCACCAAAGAGUACCAGGAUAGCCUGCUGAAUAGCACCUCUGGCGAGGGAUUGCCGCUGUUGAAUGUCAGCGCUGCCCAAAGCGAGCAGCUGUGCGGCGUGGGAAAAACGGAAGAGGGCUGCGACGACCUCUUCACCUACGUGCCUCUGGUGCUGAUCUUUCUCUCUCAGUUUGUGCUGGGAGUGGGCAACACCAUGUACUACUCGCUGGGACAGACCUACCUCGAUGACAACACCAAGAAAACCAAUACUCCCCUGAUGUUGGCGGUGGCCAUGGCCCUGAGAAUGAUUGGUCCCGUCGUAGGUUUCCUGUUUGGCUUCAUUUCGCUAAACACCUUCAUCGAUCCCAGCAAGACCCCACUGAUCGACAACAAGGAUCCACGCUGGCUGGGCGCCUGGUGGCUGGGUUGGGUCAUCCUUGGCACUCUCAUGUGCCUCUUCUCUGGUCUGAUCGGACUCUUCCCCAAGCAGCUGCCCAAGGCCAGCGAUCAGGGCAGACCCAACUCCCAUUUGCCUCUGGCUCUGCGCCAGACAAAAGAGGAGCUGAAACGCGAGGAAAAUCUCUCGCUGAGCAGCCGCUUCUCUUCGAAUGCCGCCCUGGACAACAUUGGAGCAGCGGGGGCCACCACGGAGUUGCCCAAGCUGAAGGACUUCCCGCGGGCACUAAUGCGACUGCUGCGCAACAAGCUACUGAUCUUUAACAUCACCUCGGGCGUCUUCUACAUCCUGGGAGCCUCCGGCUUCAUGACUUUCCUCACCAAAUACAUGGAGGUGCAGUUCCACAAGAAUGCCCAGAGUGCCACUGUCAUAGUUGGUCCUGCCUCUAUUUUGGGCAUGGUUGUGGGUCUAAUUGGCUCUGGUCUGGUCAUCUCCAAGAAGAAGCCACAUGUCAGCAAGGUGCUCAUGUGGAAUGUGAUAGUGGGUGGCGUCUACAUCAUGGGACAGAUCUCCUAUGCCUUCCUCUACUGCCCGGAUACCUUCUCUAUGACCCAUGUGGGAGAGUUAAACCUCACAAGGACAUGCAAUACAAACUGCUCCUGCGAUGGAAUCAGCUACACACCCGUCUGCCACGAGCCUACAGACACCACAUUCUUCUCCGCCUGCCAUGCAGGCUGCCGAGGAUUCAAUGCCACGACCAAGGUGUACGAGGACUGCAGCUGCCUCGCCGAUGUGACACCGCCUUCGAGUGCAGCCCAACGGUUCCUGAGACUCAUGGAUCCCGUCACUACUAUUGAGCCCGAAGUGGACCUGGAGAGGACCACGGAUUACCUGCUGAGCGGAGUACCAUUGCUAAACGAAGAGGGAGACUUCGACGAAGAGAGGGUGCUGCCUAGAACAAGGAGAUCAGCUCCGGACCAAGUGCUUCGCCCGGGUAUCUGCACGCAGAACUGCAACUGGAGCUUCUGGGUCUUCUCCAUCACCUCGAUGGUGGUCAACUGGUUCGGCUCGUCCGGUCGUGUGGGCAAUGUACUCGUAAAUUAUCGUGCUGUGGCUCACGAGGAUAAGUCCUUUGCCCAGGGACUGGCUCUGAUGAUGAUCAGUUUGUUUGCUCUGAUUCCGGGUCCCAUUAUGUUUGGACGACUCAUUGAUUCCACCUGUCUGGUAUGGACGAAGACCUGCAAUGGCAAUGGCAACUGCCAGCUGUACGAUCAGACGCGGUUCAGAUACUCUCUGAACUUUUUGUCUUGCGUUCUCACCUUCAUUGGAAUGUUCUUUGACUACCUGGUUUGGUAUUACGGCCGGAAUCUGGAUAUUUAUGGCGACAAGGAGGCCAAGGAAGAGGAGCGUAUCAACCGAAAGGACAGACCCAUUACUCCGCUUCUGGCCAAGAAAUCCGACAAGGAGGACUAUUAGGAGAGGAAUACCAUUCGUGAUACUCAAUUCUAAGGAGUAGCUUCAUGUUUCAUCCAAUUCUAGCAUAAGUUUCUGUACGGAAAUACAGAGAACGGGGCAAUGCCAAGAUUAUACAGCCAUAUGUACAAAACUUCCGCUCUUCGAUAGGAUAUUCGCCAUUGGAUAUUCGCACGAUCCAGUGGCCAGUUUCAGUGUACAACUUGUAAUUAUUUGUAUUAUACACUAAGAUGUAUUAAUAUUAUGUAUCUUGUCUAGUUUUAUAAUAAUAAACAAUAAAAAUAAAAGAAUUUAUUUGAAUUUAAA
Messenger RNA from Drosophila kikkawai, 2912 nucleotides. RefSeq names its product Organic anion transporting polypeptide 33Ea (gene Oatp33Ea). Gene Ontology annotation, cellular component: plasma membrane. Lineage: Eukaryota; Metazoa; Arthropoda; Insecta; Diptera; Drosophilidae. The record is from RefSeq and is a predicted model, not a curated record. Gene Ontology annotation, molecular function: protein binding. Gene Ontology annotation, biological process: sodium-independent organic anion transport; transmembrane transport.